This is a messenger RNA of Thunnus maccoyii (southern bluefin tuna), 4805 nucleotides long. It is a transcript of the gene capn7, whose product is annotated as calpain 7. Gene Ontology annotation, molecular function: calcium-dependent cysteine-type endopeptidase activity. NCBI's taxonomy places the organism in Eukaryota, Metazoa, Chordata, Actinopteri, Scombriformes, Scombridae. Bases 646 to 3081 code for a protein of 811 amino acids. The transcript has 21 exons. Gene Ontology annotation, biological process: proteolysis. The record is from RefSeq and is a predicted model, not a curated record.
GCGGGACCUGUUCUCACACAGGUGAGUGCGCACCAUCUUAAUUAACAGCUAGCUAAAUGGCUGCCAUAGCUAGUUGUCAGUUGAGCAUUGAAGCAACUAAUAAGCACUAGCAGGACGUUGCAAUAGCCAAGUCAAGACAAAACAGUUAGCUCAAACGAACUAGACCAAAGUGAAGACUUGACUGAAGUUUUAUGGCGGUUUGUCUUGAAACUGUCACGCACGCGCAAUUUCUAUAAAAUGCGGCUUCGUUCCUUUGAUAUAUGAGGAAAAAAUAUUCAAAUCUAAUAGUUACAAAAUUAUUUUAUGUCCUAUGAUAGGUUUUUUAUUAUUCAUUGUGAUGGAUUGAUUUGGGUACAAAAUUCUGAUGAUAAAAAGUUAAACCUUUGGAUCACAAAUCAUGCCUUUUUUACAUUACCACGAAAGACGCUGUAUUGUAAAGAUGACUAAAUUAUGAAUGGUGAAAAUAACGGGAAAGAUCGCGCUAACUACGUUACCGUUUACAGUGAUAUUUUUACCUACAAUAAUCGCAGCGGGAAAUUUUUGAUUAAGACACAUCCCUAAUUGUCAGUGCCACUGUUACUUACCUCAAGUAGAUGGAGUCCAGUCAGGUGGGCGUCUGGCUGUUGUGUAGGAUUGUUAUUCAUCAUGCAGAAAUUUGGCACAUCUCCUGUUGUCGACGAGAAGACAGCGGGACCUGUACAUACACAGGAGGCAGCCCAGGCCCUGAUAUAUGCUGGCAUGGCAGGGUCCAAACUGGAAGGAAUCCAGGACAAAGUGAAUGAAUACUUGGAUCGGGUCCAAGCCCUCCACAAUGCCUUCCAGGCACAGAAGAGCGACCCGCUGAAGUCUCGGCAGCAGGUGGACCUGGAACGUGCCCACUUCCUGGUCACCCAGGCCUUCGAGGAAGAUGAGAAGGGGAACGGUGAUGAAGCCAUUGAACUGUACACUCAGGCUGUGGAGCUGUGCAUUAAAACAUCCAACGAGACGUCGGACCAGGCACUGCAGACCAAGCUGAAGCAGCUAGCACGUCAGGCUUUAGACAGGGCGGAGGGUCUAAAAGAAUCCCAGUCCAAAUCAAUUCCAGCUCAGGACAGGACAGGGCCAUCUGUGACCAAGCCUAACAGUGGUGGCACUCCUGGGGGGCCGGUCCGCCAAUUUUUUCCCCUCGGACCAGACUUCACCGUCCACGACCGACCGCAGCCCCAGCCAGUCCGGGCGGUCCAGUCCAGCGAGCCCCAUGGUCAGCGCUACACGUCUGAUGAGAUCGAGGUGCUCAGGACUACGUCUACGAUCAAUGGCAUAGCCUACGUGCCGUUCAUGAGCGUGGACCUGAAGGAGCGCUUUGCCUUUCCUGUCCCUUUCUCGGACAAAACAGGGAAACUGGCACUGUCACCCAAACAGAAAGCCAUCUUCUCCCGCUGGGUCCGGCCAGAUGAGAUCUGCAAUAACCCCACCAUGAUCAUGUCUGUGUCCAGCUUCAGCAUCAAACAGACGGUGGUGUCUGACUGUUCGUUCGUGGCGUCGCUCGCCAUCAGCGCGGCCUACGAGAGGCGCUACAACAAGAAACUUAUCACCAGCAUCAUCUACCCUCAGAACAGACGAGGAGAGCCAGAGUAUAACCCCUGUGGGAAGUACAUGGUCAAGCUUCACAUCAACGGAGUCCCCAGGAAGGUGAUCAUAGACGACUACCUGCCGGUGGAUCGUAACGGAGAGCUGCUGUGUUCCUACUCCAGCAACAGGAACGAGCUCUGGGUCUCUCUUAUAGAGAAGGCCUACAUGAAGGUGAUGGGAGGCUACGACUUCCCCGGAUCCAACUCGAACAUUGAUCUACAUGCGCUCACUGGCUGGAUCCCUGAACGCAUCGCUAUGCACUCUGACAAUCAGUCAUUCAGCAAGGACGACACCUUCCGCAUGCUCUUCCAGAGGUUUCACAGGGGUGACGUCCUCAUCACCACGGCAACGGGGGUGAUGACAGAGGCAGAAGGGGAGAAAUGGGGUUUAGUGCCAACACAUGCCUAUGCUGUACUUGACAUCAGGGAUUACAAGGGAAUGCGUUUCCUGCAGCUGAAGAAUCCGUGGAGCCAUUUACGGUGGAAGGGGCGCUACAGCGAGCGAGACGAGAAGAACUGGACACCUGAACUCCUCAAAUACCUCAACUUUGACCCCAAGACAGCACAGAAGUUCGAUAACGGUGUUUUCUGGAUCGCAUGGGAGGACCUGUGUCAAUACUAUGAUGUCAUUUACCUGAGCUGGAACCCCGCCCUGUUCAAAGACUCCACCUGUAUUCACAGUAGCUGGGAUGGGAGACAGGGUCCAGUGAAGGACGUCUACAGUCUGGCCAACAACCCCCAGUACAAGCUGGAGGUCCAGUGUCCAACAGGAGGAGCUGCUGUGUGGGUGCUGCUCACCAGACACAUCACUGACAAGGAGGACUUUGCACAAAACAGGGAGUUUAUCACCCUGGUCGUUUACAAGACAGAUGGGAAGAAGGUUUACUAUCCAGCGGACCCUCCUCCUUACAUCGAUGGCAUCCGCAUCAACAGUCCCCACUACCUGACAAAGAUGAGGCUGACCAGCGCAGGGAGUCACACCUUCACGCUGGUGGUUUCUCAGUAUGAGAAACAGAACACCAUCAACUACACUCUGCGGGUGUACUCCGGAUGCAAAUUCACCUUCUCCAAGAUCCCAAAUCCCUUCUCUCACACCAAAAGGAUUAAUGGUCAGUGGAAGGGACCCACUGCCGGUGGUUGUGGGAACUAUAAGGACUCGUACAAACACAACCCGAUCUAUCAGGUGAACCUGGAGCGGUCAGGACCCCUGCUCAUCGAACUGCGAGGAUCCAGGCAGUACAGUGUCGGUUUUGAGAUGGUGACGGUGUCGAAUGUCGGGGAUCCGGGACCGGCUGCCUUCCAGAAGAAGAGCAGUGGAGAUUACAGAUGCGGCUUCUGCUACAUGGAAGCCGAACACGUCCCAGCAGGCAUCUACAACGUCAUUCCCACCACCUUCCUGCCCAAACAGGAAGGACCCUUCUUCUUGGACUUUGCCAGCACCGCACCCCUCAAAGUCUCUCAGCUGCAGUGAAGACGGAGCUGGAAAGAGGACGGGGGCAGGGAUUUGGAGAGAGAGAGAGAGAUUUGCAAGGAUAUAGAAUAUCAUUGGGUAUUUCUGAAACUGUACUUUGGAUGUGAUGAGGUAAACAAGGCCUCAGUAAAAACCCAAAGAGCCCAGAAUGUGACUGGUACAAUCUUUUCCCCGUCUUCUCUCACUUAAAACCUUCGCAGAGGUAAAUGGACACAUCCUUGGCUUCAACAGCGGCUUGAGGAUAUCACAGAGUUAUAGUAAAGGAAUAAAUUAUUAACAAGAGGAACUUCUGAGUGGAAUAAAAAGUCAAGACGUUUGGGGACAGAAAACAAAUAAGUCUCACCAAAAUUUCACCAAACAGAGAGCGAUGAUUAGAGCGGCAACAUAGACACAGUAUGUCUAUUUAUCUCCAAUGAACUGAGCUUACAACCACCAGAUGGAAUAUUUAAAAUAAAUACAGCAGUUUUGGUCUGAUGGAUCUCACCAACCCACAUCCUGGAUUCAACUGGUUGUGGAGGAGUAACAGGUUGAAAUAAACACCAGCUGUCAGCCACGAGCUGCAAAAUUAGGCUUCUUUUCAGGUUCUCUUUUGCCGCAAUGAGCACCUCAACAGUCUAGAAGUGUAUUCUUAGUACCUGGUUUUGGAGUUUCUGGAAUAUUAUGAAGUUUUUGAGAUUCCACACAGGGAAAGUAACUUCCCCAGAGAAGUAGGAGGACACCUGUGGACAUCCCUGUCCACGUAUUUUAGUUUACUUUUGGUUUGGGGAUGUUUAUCCUGGUUUGGUCUCCUUGAUUCCAGUGAAGGAAAAUCUUAAUCUUCUACAGCAGAGUGCUUCUAACUAUGUCAACAGUUUGUGUUUGUCCCUUUCCUGUUUCAACAUGACGAUGCCCCCGUGCACAAAGCUAGCUCUGUAAAGAAAUGGUUUUCCCAGUUUGGUGUGGAAGAAUGUGGCCUCAACCCCAUCCAACACCUUCUGGGAUGAACUGGAACACUGACUCCGAGCUAGACCUUAUCACCCAGUAUCAGUGAUGCUCUUGUGGCUGAAGGGGGGCAAAUCCCUGCAGCCUGAUGGAAAACCUGAAACCAGAGUGGAGGAUUUAUAGCAGCAGAUUAACGGCCAUGGUUUUGGAUUUAGAUGUUUAACUUUCACAUGUAGGUGUAAUGAUGAUAGCUGAGAUUUGGGAUGAAAUUUACCGUUGUCUCUAGAACAACCGCCUUUUCAUUUUCAAAAAUCAGGCGAGUUACAGCGAGUGAAACGUCCAUCCAGUCAGAUAUAAGAAGGGAUGAUGAUGCUAUCUUGGUAAGAGAGACCCAUCAAUCGUCUAGUGUACAGACAACUUGAUCUGACAGCUGUCUAGUAAAUUCAUCCAAGCCCUGACAAAUAAUAAGGAGCAAAGAAAAAGCUUUGUCGGACUAUAUGCUUCAGCUGCUUCUAUAUAUCACACUGUCGCUUCUCCACUGAAAAUAGAAAGACAACCUGGAGUAGAAACCAGGCUGUUCUGAGCUAUAAAUACAAUAAAAUAAUAAAGCAGAAAGGAAUAAUAUUUAGGGUCAUUAUAACCUCUGAUAAAUCAGCACAAGAUGCUUGAGAUGCUCACUGCUGCAAAACUACUUGAAUAAGAAGAAGUUGCUUGAUGAUGAAACUGUUCAAUAGUCUGAAGAGUCUCUGACAAAAUAAUAAAAGCUGUUUCAGAGUCCGUCAGAGCCUCUGUGGCCGGUGGAA